CAAUUACUCCCACUUUCGGGCCUUUAACUAACAUCUACUGGGCUUUCUCUUUUUCACGGGCCUUAUCCAGUUGGCCCACGUAAAACUAGACACAAUCAAUCGGGUUCAGGUUCGGGUCGGAGACCCGCUCCGUUAGCAUCGUCUUCCUCUUCUUCUUCUUCCUUCUUCUGAGUAGUGAAGAACUGUAAAAAUGGCUCUUUUAGGUAAACAAAACCAGAGAUCCAAAUCUCCAUUUCUCCUUCUCUUAACCCUUCCUCUCUUAGCAUUUUCCUUUCUCUUCUUCUACCACUUCUCAUCCCCAAACCCUUACCAAUUCCCCAUCCCUAAUCCCUCUUCAAACCCCCAAACCUCAUUUGUCGCUUCUCUCGAUCAAUUUCUCCUCACUCAUCCCACUCCUUAUAACAAUGGCGUCACCGGAUCGGAGAAGAAGGAAGAGGAGCUGGACAAACUCAUGUUCAAUUCCCAGACACAACGGUUGUACGGAGAUCCCCAUUACCCAGUCGCUUUUCCGAUCAAGGUUUACGUUUACGACAUGCCUACUAAGUUUACGUACGAUCUGUUAUCGCUUUUCGCGAAAAGUUAUAAGGAUACCUCUAAUCUCACCUCCAAUGGCAGCCCUGUCCACCGCCUUAUCGAACAGCAUUCGAUUGAUUACUGGCUUUGGGCUGAUUUGAUUGCCCCUGAAUCAGAGAGGCUUUUGAAAACUGUUGUGAGAGUUGAUAAGCAGGAAGAAGCUGAUUUGUUCUACAUACCUUUCUUCACCACCAUUAGUUUCUUCUUAAUGGAGAAACAACAAUGCAAAGCUCUUUACAGGGAAGCUUUGAAAUGGAUAACAGACCAACCUGCAUGGAAACGAUCUGAAGGAAGAGAUCACAUACUUCCAGUUCAUCAUCCAUGGUCAUUCAAGUCUGUUCGCAGAUUUGUCAAGAAGGCAAUUUGGCUGCUACCUGAUAUGGACUCUACUGGGAACUGGUACAAACCAGGACAAGUUUUCCUGGAGAAAGAUCUAAUUCUUCCUUAUGUUCCUAAUGUUGAAUUAUGCGAUGCUAAAUGUUUAGCUGCAACUGAACUGAAAAGAACCACCCUUAUUUUCUUCCGCGGGAGACUUAAGAGAAAUGCUGGUGGUAAAAUACGAGCAAAACUUGUAUCAGAACUUAGUGGUGCCGAGGGUGUAGUUAUAGAGGAGGGAACAGCUGGAGAGGGAGGAAAACUAGCUGCUCAGAACGGAAUGCGCAAAUCUAUAUUCUGUUUAAGCCCAGCUGGGGACACUCCAUCAUCUGCUAGACUGUUUGAUGCUAUUGUCAGUGGUUGCAUACCAGUUAUAGUCAGUGAUGAACUCGAGCUUCCUUUCGAAGGAAUACUAGACUAUAGAAAGAUAGCAGUAUUUGUUUCUUCCGGUGAUGCUGUACAACCCGGUUGGCUUUUAAAUUUUCUCAAAAGUAUUACUCGUUCUCAAAUUAGUGAAAUGAGACGGAAUCUCGCCAAGUACUCGAGGCAUUUCGUAUACUCCAACCCAGCUCAACCCUUAGGCCCCGAAGACUUGGUGUGGAGAAUGAUGGCUGGUAAGUUGGUGAAUAUCAAGCUUCAUACUCGAAGAUCACAACGUCUGGUCAAGGAGUCCCGAAGCAUCUGCUCAUGCGACUGCAGGCGUGCCAACGAAACGAUUCCGACUCCCAUUUUGUAAUCAACUUUCACUUGUCUCCAUGUAUAACAUAUCAUAGUAACACAAAUCUAUAUAUGUCAAGUGUGUUCAUUAUUUUGUUUUUCAUAUUUAGGAAAAUCUUUCUAUAAACCAGUUCAUGAUAAUCUCUUCUCAAUAGUUAAAUUUUGGCCAAUCUUGGAUUGAUUUUUAGUUUGAAAUUUCCCUUGUAAUUGUUCAAAACCUCAUUAAGAUUGUUCAUGUGUAAUUGAUUAAAUAGUUGUUUAAAACUACUAAAUUACUUUUUGAUAUUUAUUUAUUGGUUAGACAUGAAA
Messenger RNA from Cannabis sativa, 1974 nucleotides. Its product is annotated as probable arabinosyltransferase ARAD1. The transcript is spliced from 9 exons. NCBI's taxonomy places the organism in Eukaryota, Viridiplantae, Streptophyta, Magnoliopsida, Rosales, Cannabaceae. The record is from RefSeq and is a predicted model, not a curated record. The coding region runs from base 191 to 1684 and encodes 497 amino acids. Gene Ontology annotation, molecular function: glycosyltransferase activity.